Parasteatoda tepidariorum (common house spider) is the source of this 842-nucleotide messenger RNA. The record is from RefSeq and is a predicted model, not a curated record. Lineage: Eukaryota; Metazoa; Arthropoda; Arachnida; Araneae; Theridiidae.
UGUUAGAUGAUUUGAACAUUGUAAUUUAUAUGAAUAAUGAUUACUGAUUAAGCAUUGGAACAGUAAUUUAUGAGUGGAAAUCAGAAUAUAGCUAAAAAUAAUGGUUGAGUCUUUAGCAAACUUUUCAAGUAGGUUUGGUAGCAAGUCAAGAAAUGUCUGGAAUAAUUCGGCGAAUUGCAGAAGUGGCAGAACAUGUAGCUGCUGGAUAUAAAUUUGAUGAAAAUAUUAAACAUGAAUAUUAUAAUGCUCGAAUGGAAGAGGUUGAAGUAGAAAAUAAUGAAAUUGAUUCUAAUGAUGUAGUAACUAAAAGAAAGCCCAAAAAGAGCAUUAGAGAUCUAGAUAUGAAACCGCACAGAAAUUUUGCUAAUGCUCCUGUAAAUUUUAAACAUAGCUCUGUUCAUGUACCUACAAAUGUUUAUGAUAAAGGUAAUAUAAACAUUCCGCAUUUUUUAACUGAAGUUUUUUAAAUAAAUGUUGUUGUUUUUCCUACACAUAAUAUUGUAGUCAUCUCUACUUUAUUUUACAUGUAACUGAUUAUAAAAAAAAAAACAUGUAACUUACAUUAAAGAAGUAAAAAUCAUUAAUAAUAAUUUUUAUUUCUUAUAUAUAAACAGAUUUUACUGCCUGUCCACCGUUGGAAGACUAUUUAUUUUCAAACAACUUUUGUGACUGGAAUAUCAUUUUGCUAAACGAUCCUCAUUGGCACAAAGCUUUCUUCCAGCUUACUAUCAUUGCUUUUAUCUUCCUUUGGUUUUAGUUUUUACUAAGGAUGUAAUUAACGGAUAUGGGAGAAUUUCGAUCCUUUUGCGUAAUAUUCGGUUGGCUGAAUACUUUGCCAAAUA